Messenger RNA from Aplosporella prunicola CBS 121167, 2641 nucleotides. RefSeq lists its product as uncharacterized. The transcript has 3 exons. Lineage: Eukaryota; Fungi; Ascomycota; Dothideomycetes; Botryosphaeriales; Aplosporellaceae. The coding region runs from base 1 to 2349 and encodes 782 amino acids. The record is from RefSeq and is a predicted model, not a curated record.
AUGUCACCCGCUGCUACUUCUGAGGGCUCUCGCUCUAGCAGAGAGCUUCACUCUCGCCCACCUCUUCCUCAUCCUUCAACGUUCAAGGUCAACCCACGAAACAUGCCCACGCAUUUCACCAAAGGCGUGAAAGCGCAUCUGGUGACGGCCUCACUGGCAGCGACGACGACGACCACCCCCGAGGCCAAGAAGUCAAGCCUAGCCACGCGCCUAGUCGACAGUGCAGGUUUCGCCUUUCGCAAUGGCCAAGUCUUGGACGAAGAGAAUCUUCCGGUCAACGGCGACGACUUUCGACUCCAUUACCUGGGCAAGUAUCAAGAUAUGCCGUUUAUGAUGGUUCGCGCUGGCGCAAAGCUCUUUCAGCCUUCACCCACGGACAAAGUCGCGCAGAACCAGGCGACAAGCGCAUUUCCCCGUGAUGAGUCGCGUCGUUCCAAUCCCUCGUCCUCUAGCCUGUCUUCGCUAGGACCUACGCCGUCAAUAACGCCGGAGGACGUCGUGAUGGAAGAUUUGAAUGAUGUCCCCAACACUCCCGAGCAAAUCGCUGACGAUCAUCUUUACUCACCACAUCUUCCCGAAUCUCAUGACAAUUCUCAACAUCUAGCACCUACCAUGUCAGAACCUCAGGGAAUCUGUCUCCGUGUGGAAUUGUCCACCAAGUCAUACGUACUCCCCUUCAAUCCAAAGGAUCAGACCGACGACAUCAAGAUAGACGUAUUCUUCAAUGGACAAUUCACACAAUCCUCGUUAUGGCCAGCCCGGUGGAGCAACCCGAAAUCUCAGAAAGAUGAGGAAAUGACCAAGCAGUUCACGGGAGAGCGUACUCACUAUCUACUUGAACGCGCAUGGGUCAUCUUACCAGGAACCGUAAAGGGGGAUACUCCACAGGAACUUGCCCAAGAGCGGUGGAACGAGAUUUCCGCAACAUUAAAGGCGGAAGCAGAUGCCAGAGGCACAAACGAAUUUGAAGAGAGAACGGUGAUCGGAGAUUAUCUUGUCAAUCUUGCGGAUGUCCAAAUGCCGCAUGAGCUAGAUACCAUCUACUUGAAGGGCCGGAAAUUUGGUGUCAUUGAUAUGGUACUCACCUUUGGAAAAGGCAAGAAACGCGACGCAGCCCAAACCUACCUUUUGAAGCCCACUCGCAUGAACAAUCCUGGUUUUAUUUCAUCUCCGAUCAUCUUGAAUCGACCUAUUGGAAACUAUUUGAUUAGCGCUAUAGUCGAUGCCGGGAUCGACAUGGACAUGAAAGAGUUUGGUGGAUCUACAGAACAAACUUCCGGCAAUCGCAAGAGCAAAGAUGUCGCCAAGAGAUACAAAGGCAAAGUACCAAUGAUCGGUAUGCAAGAGUCUAACGUCAAUGAUCAGCCUAACGAACAUCACCGGACCGGUCAGAUGCGUAUGACUUCCUUCAGUUAUAUGCCUAACACUCCUUUGAACCGGAUUGAUCAGAUGGCAUCCGUUCCAUCAACACAAGAGUCCAGUGGCUUUUCUGAUAGUCCUUUAUAUGGACGUCACACCGGUCAGAUGCACAUGGCACCUAGACCUGAGUCGAUUCCCUUUGGGCCCGCGCUUUUGUCUCAGGCUCAAAACCCUGAAACUCCUGGACCGCCUUUAAGAUCAUCCGUCCAACGUAUAAUGUCCCCGUCUCAGCCUGGGCCAGCUAGUGGCUUGCUUGAGCGCAGCCGUUCAUCCACUCUCCCGUACUCCCUCAGAGGUAAGAAAUAUCAACAACAGGGUGCCGUAGUUGAAGGUUUGGUGGGCAUCUCCGGUCGUGGUAUUUUCACCGAUGCGUCAAGCCCGACAGCCCGUUCGCUCAAACGUCCUCCGAGUGCGAACAUUCAAGUUCCUGCGUACCGACCUCACGAGUAUCCACAAGGAGGUAAGCGCAUGAAGAAGGCAGGGAUGGUAACGAAGCUAAAGUCUUCAGAAUUCUCUCGGCACCAACAGGCCGGUCCUUCAUCAAUGAACUUCCAGCAUCGUGCAUCCGCAAAAACCCGUAGCCGAGGUAUUUCCUCCGCAUCUGCUCAGUCUUACUCUGGCUUUUCUCCACCAAUUCCUGAACAGAAUAUUGGCGCGCUCAACCCCGGCGAUACCUCCCCGACUCCGUACCAGAAGCGUAGGAUGAUGUACAGCCGCAAUGUGACAGAUGAAUUGGAACAAUCUUUCAAGAGCUUCGUCACACCGCCCCUCAGCCAGAAUUGUGUUUUAACUUAUGCGCAGCCUCGAUCUGACGCGUUGCCGGGCGUGGGAGGUGCCGGAGGAUGUGUGGUCAGACAGAUCAAGUGCGAACGUCAGGGAGAUUUCGAGGAAAAAGGCGUGUUGCUUGGUGUGAGGUUCAUCGUUGGGUGAACCAAGUCAGCAUUGGAUGUCUGAGUGAGAAUUGCUUACUGGAGGUUAUGAUUUUGCAGGCGAUGGAUAGCUCGAAUGACAGUUUAACAAUCUGUAGCGGGGAGCUGACGACCAACUGGGAGUGCCGUGGGCGAAGUGGAGCGAUGUUUGUCAGCAAAGGGUUAAGAAUCAGCCUCUGUCGAUCAUAGCUUCCAUGGUUGCGGAUCUCGUGAGGUUACGGAGUGAUUAAGCGGCGCAGUUGUUCGGACGGCACGUCUUGUAAGUCAUUCAGAACCGAGGCCGUGGGCACGGG